UCAGGAAAAGCUUCACAUGCCAGGCAAUGUUCUGCGGCACCUCCAGCUUCCCCGACGAGAACCAAUCAUCGUCUUCCCCGAGAACCCCCAAGAAAAAAUCUCACCGAAACAAAAACCCUUACUCUUCCAGAGGACUCGACAAAUUCACCUCCGUUCUCUCCGAGCUGGAAGCGAAGAGAGAGAAGAUCAUGGCGACUGCGGGGGAGCAGGGCAUCUCCAUGAUCCGAUUCAUGUACUCCAAUUCCAAUGAUUGGAUCCCCAUCGUGGUUCGAAUCCGCGACGAUCGCAACAGUGCCGAGAAGCAGAUCGUUCCCGCCUCCUCUGCCGCCGCCGUGAAGAAGCCGGAGGAGGUCCCUACGCCGUCGUCUGAGAAGAAGAUGGACAGACGGCUGUCGCUGCAGCCGCCUGCG
Phalaenopsis equestris is the source of this 410-nucleotide messenger RNA. RefSeq lists its product as uncharacterized. The record is from RefSeq and is a predicted model, not a curated record. The annotation marks the transcript as partial. NCBI's taxonomy places the organism in Eukaryota, Viridiplantae, Streptophyta, Magnoliopsida, Asparagales, Orchidaceae. The transcript has a single exon.